Messenger RNA from Heterobilharzia americana, 3093 nucleotides. Lineage: Eukaryota; Metazoa; Platyhelminthes; Trematoda; Strigeidida; Schistosomatidae. The record is from the annotation of a GenBank genome assembly.
AUGUGUCUCCCUGACAAUGUUGCAUACUUUAAUGUGAAGUCUGUGAAGUUUUACACAUGUUUAAUAUUCACCACUGUUGAACGACGAUUCUUCCGUUCUUUGGUUACUUGCACCACAACAAAUGCUUUCAGUACUAUCAAUCUGAAUUGCUGGAAAAGAGACCACAAUAGUAGUAUAAUAAUAUAUCAGUUAUCAACGUGGAAUAUGUCACGUAUGGAUUCUGGUAGUCUUGGUAAAAAUGAAGGGCAACGUGCUCUCUCAAGAAAUCUUUCACGUCGUAAUAUUAUGGGGCCGAUUACUUCAGUGAUUGACAGUUCUUUAUCAUUUUUUGGUUUUAAUUCUCAUGAGACAACUAUUGAAGACUGGAAUGAACGAAGAUUACGAUAUGUUAUCAAACGUUAUGGAAGUAUUAAAGUUGAUCGUCUUUCUGCUCUGACUACUUCUCCGGUUCCUUGUGAUUUAUCUGGAUCAUCUUUAAGGCAUCAUUUGGGUUCAAGUUCGAAUGCUGAACCAAUGAAAAUUAUGACUAAACGUCAAGUGUCAUUUGCCAACUAUUCACAUGGAUCACCAGCACAAAUUGAAACUCAGCGGCCAGUUUAUUUACGUGAAUUAAGUAAUAUCACAACGUUUAGUUUACCUAUUGCACCGACUACUCCUGGUGCUCAUAAACCGCAUGCAGUUAAAGUCAUUCUGUCGGCUGUUUGGAAUUCUCGACUUCAUCGAAUGCAGAAAAGACCAGAAGGAAUUGAAACAACUGAUACUGGAUUCAAGCGUUUUCAUUCAGCACCGGCAGGUAGAUCAUUUCAAUUGGAUAUAACUGACAACCAGUGGAAUAAUGCGAAAUGGAUGGCUUUAAAAGAUACAAAACAUGAAGAAACACCGUUUCUAGCUGAUUCAACAUCAGGCCAUGAAGGAGUGGAUAUUGAUGAUAAUAAUGUCACCGCCGCCGCCACCACUGAGGAUGACAUUAACAACAAUAAUAUGGCGCGUUUUGAUACUUCAGUGGAGCGGAAAUCACCUGAAUUUGAGAUGAUAACUAAGGAGGUUGGUGUUGAGGUUGAUGAUGAUGAUGAUGAUGAUGAUGGUCAUAUCAUUCCUAACAGUCCAUUACCAGCUGACCUUCGUGAUUCAUAUUUAUCAUUUCAACAGUCCAAUAGUUUUACUUUACGUGAAACGAUUGGAGAAAAACGUUCACGACCAUCUGUUACAAUAUCAUCAAUAAAUAUUCAAUCGAAGCCAGUUAUAAUACCAUCCAGAACAAGACGUUUAACUGAAAGUUUACUAACUCCAACACGUUGGGCUUCAGCAAUUUUCACUCCAUAUAAAGAUACUAUCACAGAAGAUAUAUUUCGUAAUAAAACAACUGAUUAUAUAGAGUAUAGACCAUACUUUACCUAUUGGAUAUCAUUUGUACACAUAUUCAUAUUCAUUACUGGUUCAAUUGGUUAUGGAUUUGCACCGAUUGGUUUAGGCAUAGCAACACGUAUUGUCGGUAAAGUAUUAUUGCCUACAUUGACUAUUGAUCAAGUCUGUUGGAUAGAGAAUGAAAAUUUGUGGAUAGGACCAAGACAAACAGACUUGAUACGAUUAGGUGCACGUUAUCCACCAUGUAUGCGAUUUGAUCCAAUUCUACAUUCUACAGUGAUUGAACGUCAAAAAAAAUUUGAUCGUGCGUCUGGUUGUUGCAUUCGAAAUGAUGGAGGAGGUUGUUAUCAAACGCAUAAAGAUGUCUGUUCUCAAAUGUUAUCCACGUAUAUUUCAAAUCGUGAAAUCCGUACUCAUUCAUUGAAUUCUUCUCAUAUUAUCGAAAAUUCAAGUGUUGAUGAUUUCUCCAGUAUCGUUCAUUCUCUUCGUCCAACACGACUUAUUGGUUAUGCUGGACCUGUAUGUGGAUUGGAUCCAGCAUUUUGUCUUCGACCACAUUCUAGUGGAGCAUUUACUUGGUCUGAAACUGAUAUUACUAAAUGGCCUAUUUGUGAAUUACCUGGUAAUGUACUAAAUAUGGGUGGUUAUGCACCUCAUAUGGAAUGUCAAGUUACCGGUCAUCCAUGUUGCUUAGGUAUCAAGGGUGAAUGCAUUAUAACAACACAAGAACAUUGUGAUUUUGUUCGAGGAUUCUAUUAUCCAACAGCUGCAUUAUGCUCUCAAGUGAAUUGUUUAAAUCAAAUCUGUGGUAUGUCGCCUUUUAUCGACAAUGAAUAUCCAAAUCAAAUUUACAGAAUCUUUACCUCAUUAUUCCUUCAUGCUGGUGUGUUACAUUUACUCCUAUCAUUGGGUGUUCAAAUGAUAUUUAUCCGGGAUUUAGAGAAAAUGAUUGGUUGGCAUCGUAUUGCUUUAGUGUAUAUAUUAUCUGGUUGUAUUGGAAGUUUAACAUCUGGAAUAUUUUUACCAUAUCAAGUGGAGACAGGACCUACAGCUGCACAAUUUUCUCUUCUUGGUGUAUCAUUAGUUGAUUUUGUAUAUUGUUGGAAAUAUUUAACAUAUCCAUGGUAUGCAUUAUUAAGAAAUAUUUUCCUUAUUCUUAUCUUAUUCACAUUUGGUUUAUUACCAUGGAUUGAUAAUUAUGCAAAUGCUGGUAGUUUUUUAUCUGGUAUCUUGUUAUCGUUUAUUUUAUUACCAUUUCGUGGAUUUCUAUCAUUAUCAAUUACUUCACAGGCGACAUCAAUAGCAACUUCUGUGAAUCAAACAAUCUGUGAUACUACAACAACUAUAAAUAAUAAUAAUACUAUUACUGUUACACCUAGUGUAACAACUCCAAGUAUUCUAUUCAACUUCAGUUCUAAUGAUAUUGGUCGGCAUAAAAGUUGUUCAUCAUCAUUACAUCAAAAUCAUCAACAUAUUCAACAACAUCAACAUUAUCCUCAUCAUCAUUAUCAUCAUCAUUUUCAGCAUAGAUGUUUUGUUAUUAUUGUGUGUUUUAUGCUAUGGCUUCUUUUAUCGAUUGGAUUAAUUAGUAUAUUUAUAUGGGGUCCAAUUAUUAAUUGUAAGUAUUGUAAUUAUUUUACAUGUUUACCGCUUACUUCAAAUAUUUGUGAUAGUUUACAAGUGAAUGUAUACCAACGAUCUGAUUGUAUUCUGCCUAAUUGGAUUUAA